Molecule: messenger RNA, 2583 nt
Organism: Pelobates fuscus (common spadefoot toad)
Lineage: Eukaryota; Metazoa; Chordata; Amphibia; Anura; Pelobatidae
Gene: NEK3
Product: NIMA related kinase 3
Exons: 14
Coding region: 145-1512 (455 amino acids)
Biological process (GO): protein phosphorylation
Molecular function (GO): protein kinase activity; ATP binding
Source: RefSeq, a predicted model, not a curated record
GGUAACUGUGUGAAAACAUGUGAGCAUGGGACAGGCCUAACCCGGAAACACUCACUCUGCAUGACCCCCUGGACCCUGGCUGGGACUGGGCUCACUGAUCAAUAGGUGCUACAGACAGGCAGCACUGUGCCAUCAUCAGCUGCCAUGGAACACUACGAUAUCCUGAAAGUCAUUGGAGAGGGCUCUUUUGGGAGGGCGCUUUUAGUUUGUCGUCAGAAUAGCAAUCAAAAAUAUGUGAUGAAAGAGAUACGACUACCGAAGCCAUUGGAUGCCAUUAAAGAUUCCAGGCAAGAAGCUGUUCUAUUGGCUAGAAUGAAACAUCCAAAUAUAGUUGCAUUCUUAGAGUCGUUUGAAGUGAAUGAACAUCUGUACAUAGUGAUGGAAUAUUGCGACGGCGGGGACUUGAUGGAGACCAUUAAACAUCAGAGAGGAAAACUGCUUCCUGAGCAGAGAGUCCUCGAGUGGUUUGUACAAAUGUGCUUGGCAGUGCAGUAUAUUCAUGAAAAGCGCGUGUUGCACAGGGACAUUAAGUCAAAGAAUAUUUUUCUGACGCAAAAAGGUCAAAUAAAACUUGGAGACUUUGGAUCUGCUCGGCUGCUAACCAGUCCACUGGCAUAUGCAUGUUCAUAUGUUGGCACCCCUUAUUAUGUACCUCCUGAAAUCUGGGAGAAUAUGCCAUAUAAUAACAAAAGUGAUGUCUGGUCAUUGGGAUGUGUCCUAUAUGAGAUCUGCACUCUCAAACACCCAUUUCAGGCAUCCAGCUGGAAAAAUCUAAUCCUUAAAAUCUGCCAAGGGUCGUACAGCCCGCUGCCGGCUCAGUUUUCCUACGAACUGCGCAGUCUGAUCAAACAGAUAUUUCGGAAAGAUCCUCAGCAACGACCUUCAGUGAAGACGAUUCUUACCAGAAGAUCGUUAUUAAAACUAAUCACAGCAUGUAAAUCCACAGAGCCUACAGAAAACACCUCAGUACUGCAGCAAGCUAGUGAAAAGCCACUUUCUCAAGAAAAUCCUUCUAAUCUUGAAGAUGCAAUAGAUCCCACGUCUAUAGAAGAGAGGAGGCGGCAGUGGGAAAAGGAGCCGUCAAACACUGUUCUAGCCAUGCUGGAAAAGGCUUCGAUUCUCACCUCCAGUGUAACAUCUAGAAGCAGUGAAGGGGGUCACAUUUUUAAAUACAAUCAGAAUGAGAAAAGGAAACAAUGGAAAAAGGAAUCUCCUGAGAAAUUGCUUAAUAUGCUGAAAAAUGCUGAUCUCAGCCUGGCGUUUAAAACAUACACCAUAUACAAAGCAAAAUCCUCUGAACACCACCUUAAAGGGCCACUGUCCAAUAAUGUCACAGCCUCAGAUGCUACAGAUGGCAGCGAAGAAGAGGUUUUUGUUGAUCCAGAGAGAUUUGAAUCCAGAUCUGAUGAUGAUGACACAGACUUUGAGGAAGAUGAUGUUGAUCCUAACUGGGUGUCAGAGCUGGAAAAUGUGUUUCAAGAAAAAUCAGAACUCCAAUGUAAUGAUUUUUGAAGACCCCAAAUAUCUCAAAACUUCUACAUUGUAUUGGGACCCAAAAAAAUCAAAUACGCUCUAAUACUUUACAGGGCUAACUCAAAUACUUCUACAUUGUAUUGACACUGUGAAUAUUACAAUAUUGUGAUGGUGUGCAGGAAACACGUAUAUUUCAACACUACACUGAUGUACAGGGACCUAAAUAAUCCCACCAAAACAAUGAUGUAAAUGGACCUAAAAUAUCUCAAAACUCUAAUAUGGUACAGGGACCCAAAAUACCAGACCUUUAAUGUUAAGGGAACUAAAAGAUAGCAGCACUACAAUGAUGUACAGGGACAUAAAAUAUCUGAAAACUCUAAUGGUGUACAGGGAUUUAAAAUAAUUUCAAAACUCUAAUAAUGUACAGGUGCCUAAAAUAUCCCACCAAUACAAUGAUGUAUAAGGAUCUUAAAUACCAGCCAAUUCAUACACAGGGCCAGACAUCAACACUACAAUUAUGUACAGAGGUCAAGACUAUGCCAACACCCUGGUGUACAGGGACUUUAAAUGUCCCAACACUAUAUAGAUGUAUAUCAGCCUAGACAGUUGACUAAUGUACAUGGGUUUAAAAUAUGCCAGCUAUUUGAUCUAUAGAAACCUAGCAUAUUCCAACACUACAAAGAUCCCAGAACAUUAAUCUAUAGGGACUUGAAAUGUCCCAGUGUUUGUAUGAUGUUCAGUGAUCCUUCAAAAAGAUGAGAAUAUCCCUAUAACCCCAAAAUGAAUCAGUAACCAUAAUAUUACUGCACUGUAAUAAUGUACAGAGAAACAAGGGGACAAUUCAUGCUUUAGUGAAUAAACUUGAGAACAUUCCAAUAUUGUAUAGGGAACCAGGAUAUCUCAAUCUUCCAGUGAUGUAAAGGGACUGGGGAUGUCUAAAUACACUCCGCUGAUGUUUUUGGAUCCAGAAUAAACCAGCAUUCCACUUUUUAUGGACCUAGGUCACCGUUGGCCAGUAGUUAAUCUGCGUUACCCAUGAUUCUUUGCUGGGCUUAAUAUUUUAAGGCAGAGGAAAUAAAAAAAUAUGGUGCUAUCUUUAAAGCAAGAGAU